GUUUCACUAUGGGUUACUAUGGAACAUAAUGUGUAUACAUUCACCCUGUUAUUGUUCAAAUAUUGUCAUAUUCAAAGGAUUUAAACUCAAUUUAAAGACUUUUAUUGUGGAAAAAGUGAGAUUAUAAACUUGUUUUACCACACUUUUAAAAACGUGGGGAUAUUUCAAAAUGUGAAAGUUCAGUAAACUGGUUAAAGUGUGCAUGUACUAUUUCAGGGAAGUACAUAUGGUAUAUUUCUGUAACGGAUUCUAUUAUUCAAUAAUUUAAGGCUACAAUGAGGAAAAGGGACAUUUUUAGAAUUUAAUUGAGCAAUUUGAGGAUAUCUGAGGAUAUAAUUAUUAUAUUAUAUAUAAUCCUCCAAUACUAGUUGAAAGUAUUGAUGUAAGUUAUAUUAAAAGGGACUAUGGAACUUUGAAGAAUUUUUUAAAUAUAUUAGUAAAAGAACUUAAAUAAAAUGGAGCAGCGGAGACAAGCCACGUUGUUGAAUUACGCUCUAGCGCUUGAAGACAGUGUUAUCUUGGAUAAAAUAUGGCUUCAGUUACAGGAUGUUUUCAGUGAAAAUGAGAAAAGGGAAAUUCUGAAUGCCGGUGGAAACAAAAGAAAGAUGAGAGUUAUGUUAGAAAUUUUACCACAGAAAGAUGAUAGUGCCUUUCAUGUUCUGGUAGCUGCUCUAAAACCAGAUUAUCGAUGGCUGUCGUUUAGAAUAGAACAAGGUGUACAUGAAGAGGAAGACAGAUUAACUCGAGCUGGUAAAGGUGUAAAAAGAAAAGUGACUGUUGCAUUGAUGUCAACAAGAAUCUCUGAUCGGCAGAGAGACAUGGUGAUAGAUACUGUAUCGGACGUCAUCGAGGAGGAAUUACGUGACAGAACAUUGAGGGUUGAUAUUCCCGAUCACAAAGCAGCUUCGAAUCUCAAUGAACUGAACAUGCGACUGCGUCAGCUCAUAAAUAAAAAAGUUGAUCCCCUGCUGCACGGACCGAUGAUGAAGACAGAUCUGUCUGAAAUGGAGAAUCAGGUUUUGGCGGAUCGCUUAGAACAGAUGCUUGAGGAGAUGAGGGCACUAGAAGAUUGUUAUAAAACCAUGGAAAUAGAUAAAUUAUCGGCAACUCCUAGAUCUCUACCCUCUUUGCUUUACCAGAAGAUUGAAGAAGUCAAAACCCGAAUCGGCAUCCUAGAAGAUGAUCAGGAGCAGUAUAGGUUAGAACGGGACGAGAUUCUUCGAGAGCGCAAUGAAAAGGGGCAGAGUAUUUCAGAGUUAGAGAGCUCAAACACCAAUCUGGAAUUUGAGAAUCGGAAGUUACGAGAAGAAGUUAUCACUUUAGAGACGAGCGUUCAGGAGUUGAAUAAAGAUAAACGGAAUCUGACGAAUGAGCGUCGAAGAUUCGAGGAUGAGCAGAUCCGAAUUGCGAAUAUCGCUGACAAAUUGGAAGAUGAGUCUAUGUUCAUUCAGACACGAAAUAAACGGUUAGAGGAAAUAAACGCAAAAUUAACAAAAGAUGUCCAACGCUUGACAGCAUCCAAUAUAAAACUCCGCGGUGAAACCAGACGCUCUUCCAUUGGUGAAUCCGCUCGUUUAAAAUCUGACAAAAAACGUUUAAUGGAUGAAAGAAGUAGAUUGCAGACGGAGAUCAGGAGACAGGAAAAUGAGAAGCGUCAGGUUUUGGUCCGGAACCAGAGAUUGGAAGCCGAAAAUCAGAAUUUGAAAGAACAGAAAAAACGACUUUACGAAGAAAAGAACCGAUUCUUAAUGGAGAAUCAAAACCUCAGAACAGAUGCAAAACGAAUGGCUAUUGGCAGUUUUGAAAAGUAUCCCAAGAGUAGAGAAUAUAGGAGUGGCGCUGUUAACUAUACCAAACGUUCAAAGUCUGUGGAAGUGGAGGCGUACGACGCACCAAGAAAUUCUCGCGGAGCAAGAAGAGGUAGUGUUAGGAGUACGUCUGUCACCACCAAUUCCAGAACCAAACCUCAGACAUCAACACCAUCAGGUAAUCGGAGAAUAAACGCUACAUCCACAGCCAGGCCAGUCCAAUCAGAUCGCAUGUUUAGAUCUUAUGGAGAAACGUCAAACGCAACAGUUAAGCCAAUAUCAGGACAGAAAUCCAUCAAAGAGCCAUCACCUCCAAAAGGAAGCAAGCCCAGUAAUAAUAAUAAUAAUCCACGUCGAAAAUCGGUUACAUUUAGAGGAUGAAAAAAAUAAAAACUUUUAUCGCUAAGGUCUGUAAUACCCGAUCUGAUAGUGGUUAGUGUCAAACUUUGCUAAUCAGCAGUUGAGAAUAGACAGUUUAAAAAAUGAUGAUUAAGUCUUUAGAAUUUGGCAGAUGAACAUUGUAUAGCAUGCCAUGUCUAUAUAAUAGUAAAAAACUAUAACACAUACUUAUAUGGAAGAAUUUUACUAAUUUAUUGAGCGAUGUGUCAAAGGGUAGGCCCUAUACUCUCUAUUUAUUCUAGUUGAAAACUUCGCUGAAAUGAAUUAGUAAUACACAGUUUAAAUAAUAAGGAUUAUAAGUCUUUAGAAUUUGGCAGUUGAACGUUGUAUAGCAUGCAAUAUAGUAUAAAACUAUAACCCAUACUUAAGGAAGAACUUUACUAAUCUAUUUAAGCGAUGUGUCAAAAAAAAAAUUAACCCUGUGUUUCUAUUUGAAAACUUUGCCAAAAUGAAUUAGUAAUACACAGUUUAAGUAAUAAGGAUUAAGUCUUAGAAUUUGGCAGUUGAACACUGUAUAUAGCAUGCCACGUAUAAUAAUUAAUAGUAAAAAGCUAUAACACACCUAUGGAAGAACUUUACUUAUCUAUUUGAGUGAUGUGUCGAAGACUAUUCUCUCUAUGUUUCUUUUUCAAAACUACACAGUUUAAAUAAUGAAGAUUAAGUCUUUAGAAUUUGGCAGUUGAACACUGUAUAGCAUGCCAUGUAUUAUUAUAUAAUAGUAAAAAAGCUAUAACACAUACCUAUGAAAGAACUUUACUAAUCUAUUUGAGUGAUGUGUCAAAGACUAUAUUCUCUAUGUUUCUUUUUCAAAACUUCACUGAAAUGAAUUAUUAAUAGUUUAAAUAAUUAAUAAGGAUUAAGUCUUUAGAAUUUGGCAGUUGAACAUUGUAUAGCAUGCAAUAUAGUAAAAAAAAACUAUAACACAUACUUGAAGAACAAUUACUGAUUUAUUUGAGCGACGUGUCAAAGAGUAGGUCCUAUUCUCUCCAUUUUUCUGUUUCAAAAGUUUGCUGAUUAGUAAUUAUUCUUCCGUAUGUAUGUAUUCAUGGUUUGUUGCUCUAUCCAUGGACUAACUGGCUUUAAAGGAUUAAAAUGAAUUAAGAGUAACCAAAAAGAUCAUAUUCUUUAAGUGGCUAACUCUUUAGCUUGCCACAGAUGAUAAAUAAUUUGUUUCGUUGAGUAUGUGCUUGUGUUGUUUUGAUUCACCACUUGUACAUGACAAGGACUAGGGUCGUCUGUCCAAUCUUGUGGUUUUCUCUGGGUCCUCCUGUUUCCUCCCACUGCUAAAGUAAAUAAAAGUAAAUGGAUUACUAAGAAUACAAUAUUAGAAGGGUUUAUAUUUUCUGAGAAUUCUAGGUUAGGAAAAAGAAAGGAAUGAAAAAUUUGUAGUCUGUAUGCAUACAAGAUCAGUUUUUCCCUAACUGUAUUGUUUUUUGUCCCCCGCCUUUCGAAGAAAGCAGGGGACUAUUAAAAUGGGUUCGUCCGUCUGUCUGUCCGUCUGUCUGUCUGUCCGUCACACUUUUUGGGACACAAUAACUCUCUUCCUAAUUGAGCUAGAAUGUUCAAACUUGGUGUAUGUGUUUAUUAGGUCAAUGCCUUGAUGGAGUUCGAAGAUGAGCAUUUUCCGCUUAGGGUAAGCAGAGAUAAGCAAUUUGAUUGGUUGAUGCUUUGGGACACGAUAACUCUCUUCCUAAUUGGGCUAGAAUGUUCAAACUUGGUGUAUGUGUUGAUUAGGUCAAUGCCUUGAUGGAGUUCGAAGAUGAGCAUUUUCCGCUUAGGGUAAGCAGAGAUAAGCAAUUUGAUUGGUUGAUGCUUUGGGACACGAUAACUUUUAAUUGAGCUAGAAUGUUCAAACUUGGUGUAUGUGUUUAUUAGGUCAAUGCCUUGAUGGAGUUCGAAGAUGAGCAUUUUCCGCUUAGGGUAAGCAGAGAUAAGCAAUUUGAUUGGUUGAUACUUUGAGGCACGAUAACUCUCUUCCUAAUUGAGCUAGAAUGUUCAAACGUGGUGUAUGUGUUGAUUAGGUCAAUGCCUUGAUGGAGUUCGAAGAUGAGCAUUUUCCGCUUAGGGUAAGCAGAGAUAAGCAAUUUGAUUGGUUGAUGCUUUGGGACACGAUAACUUUAGUUCUAAUUAAGUGAGAUUGAUGAAACUUGGUGUAUAGUUUCAUUACAGUAAUACCUUGACUAAGUUUGAUAAUGAGCAUUUUCUGCUCAGGGUAAGCAGAGCGAUACGCAAUUUGAUUGGUCGAGACUUUGGAAAACAAUAACUCUCCUACUUUGAUUGUUAGACUAUAAGUAAAGAUAUACUGUUUGAUUGUUCAAUACUUUGUAAAAGAUAAUUUGUGAUAAAUUUAUAUGUGUCCUCUAAUUAUUUUCCUAUUUCGGCGGGGGACAUCAGCCUCACUGUUGGCUUGUUCUUUUUUUAAAGAUAAUAUUUAUUUACAAUUUAUAUUAUGAAAGUAUGUAGAUAUUCAAAUCUGUGAUAUAUUUAUAUUGUAUUUAUCUAUAUUCUGACAUGUAUGUAAUUAAAACAUUCUAGAUUUCUAGAU
This is a messenger RNA of Patella vulgata (common limpet), 4752 nucleotides long. RefSeq names its product immunoglobulin G-binding protein H. The record is from RefSeq and is a predicted model, not a curated record. The transcript is spliced from 3 exons. Lineage: Eukaryota; Metazoa; Mollusca; Gastropoda; Patellidae. Gene Ontology annotation, biological process: regulation of apoptotic process. Bases 456 to 2189 code for a protein of 577 amino acids.